AGAAGGCAUUGCAUUUGCAACCCUGUAGCUGCCACUGCCUUUUCACUCACUCCUUUGGAGGAGAAGGAAGCGCCUUCAGAGCUGAGGGCAAGUUUGGCUUCCACCGCAGAGAAGAGGAAGAGCAGGAAAAAUAUUUCAAUGUGAAGCUAUUUAAGAGGGGGAGUUGGAGUUUCCCAGUCCUGUCGAGAAAAGAGCACCUUGUUUCCCUCGUUCCUCGUUCCUUUUCUAUCCCAGGACCUCUUGCAUCCAUCAGCACCAAGAGAGGUUUGGGAAGCUCUUAUUCAGACUAAGGCCUACUUAUAUUAUAGGGUGAAGAUGGAUGCUAUCACACCCACACAACUUCCCCUCCCAAAGCACAUUUUGGAUGUAUGGGUCAUUGUUCUGGUCAUCCUAGUCACCAUCAUCAUUAUGACAUCCCUUCUGUUGUGCCCAGCGACAGCUGUGAUCAUUUACAGAGUUCGGACACAUCCUAUACAAAAUGGAGCUGUGUGAAACUGGCGUCCUUCUGUCAGUGUUUGGUUUUCCAUUUGUGAAACAUGGACUUAAAGUAUAACAUGGAAAAUGAUCAAUGUCUCUACCUGUCUUCAGCAUUAGACAGACCUUUGAGGAGGCAACAAAAAGGCAUGCCAGCAUGACACUUACACAUGGACUGUGCACUCAUAAGAUGAGAUGUCUCCGGGUCAUAAAUAACUGCUACUUCACAUUGUGUCCCUAAAGCACUAAACUCAGGACUUAAUCCAUCUGUUAUGGAACCAACCAACCUGGUAUAGGAUUCCAGAUUGCCCCUGUUUUGAUGCUUAAUCAAAAUAUGAUUCUUGGAAAUCUGAUUCUUUGUGUUUACUGAGCAGACUGUUACGGAGAAUUAAGAUGAUGGCAGAACCAGAUGCCCAGAGAAGUAACGUGGAAUGUCUAAUAACAAAAUCCCUUUAAAUAAUUUCCAGAUGUGGUUGCCAUGUGAGCAACCUGCUUUGUCUGUUGUGAACAAAUUGCUAACUUCUUUGUAAAAGAAUCAUUGCAGGGGGCGGGGGGAGGGGGGGGGAGAGCAUUGAUUGUUCCCAGUUGGAGUAUUUGGUUGUUUUCUCCCAAGGUCUAAUGUAAACAGCUACAAAUAGCUAAAAAGGAAUUAGGAAGGAGAAAUGAGACUGAAGCAGAUAAGCACUCAUAUGUAAGCAAAAUAUUUGGUUUUGUUUUUAAAGAAAUGUUUUUUACAGAAAAGUAAUGCAAAAGCAGAGGGAAGUGAGAUUCUAUCAGAGUAAUUUUACAGACAAGGGUUUGUUUAUGAUGUGGCAAUGAUAAAAGAGAAAGUAAAAGUAUAGAUGGAUUGACUCAGUAAAGGAAGCUACAGCCCUGAGUUUGUAAGAGCAGGGCUGUUGAUGAGUAAUGCCUCUUCAAAGUCUCUUAUUCAUAGAUAAAUGUGUACACAAAUGAGAAUGCAUCUGGUUUGAGCACAGGGAUGUACAACUGUAGUUGUUGGGGGUCAGUCCCCCCCCCCCCAAGAAUCCACUGGGGGCUGUACAGUCUGCCAAAAGUGGGAGGGGGAAGACAAAUCCCAACAUGGCCAGAAGUCUGCUUGGGUUUUGAAAAAUUCACAUCAAACUCUUUACUGGGAAUGGGAGGUGCAACCUCUAUAAAAGGUGAUCUACCUCUCCUCAAAGCUUCAUUCCAAGAGAGGCAGUUCACUCUUUCCUUUUCCUCUUCAGCCAUAAAAUGUAUACUCUGGGCAGCCCAGAGGGGUGAAGGGUCACAAAAAUAGAAGGGGUGGUACAUAUUGCCCCAGGGCCACACUUUACUAUCUAGCAAUACUGUAAGCAGGGUAGAAGUGCUCACCCUAAUUGAAUCUAAUGAAAGGAUACUUGGAAUCAGCUUGUUGCAUUAAAAUUUGUAAUAGCUAUAAGCAGCGAUGAGAAGAUGUAGCUCUCAGAAUGUUGUUGGACUUCAAUUCCAAUCAUCCUUCAUCUCUACUUAAUUUUGGCUGAUGGUGGUUGCAUUCCAACAACAUAUGGAGGGCCACAUGUUUCUUUCUCCUCUUCUAUAGUCUUCAGUCUCCUUUGAAAAUGGAGCUGCAAUGACAGAGGUUCAUUAUUAGCCAAGACUCUACCUGUUACUCUACAACACAAGGCACUUCCUGAGGCACCCCAUCAAGGUGAGUUGUUAGGAGAUGCUGAGCCUUCCUAGUUCAUCUGUGUAAAGGGUAUGUAUUUUAGAUGCACUUCAGUCCGUGAAAAAUAGCCAUAGGAAAGGGAAACUAUGUAUAGUACACAUAACAGGAAUGUGGAUGGAUUUGCAGCAGAAAGUAUCAUGUUAACCUAUAAUAUUGUAUGAACCCACAUAAUAAACAGUUGUUAUUUUGGGCAAAUCUCUAA
This is a messenger RNA of Sceloporus undulatus (fence lizard), 2363 nucleotides long. It is a transcript of the gene SMIM3, whose product is annotated as small integral membrane protein 3. NCBI's taxonomy places the organism in Eukaryota, Metazoa, Chordata, Lepidosauria, Squamata, Phrynosomatidae. The transcript is spliced from 3 exons. The record is from RefSeq and is a predicted model, not a curated record. Bases 316 to 492 code for a protein of 58 amino acids.